AUGCCAUCCAACGUUAUCAUCAUCCACCCUGAUCUCGGGAUCGGGGGUGCCGAACGUCUCAUCAUCGACGUCGCCCUUGCGCUUCAAAACCGCGGCCAUCAAGUCACAAUCUACACAUCCCACCGCGACGAAUCACAUUGUUUUGAGGAAGCUCGAGAUGGGACGCUUGAUGUCCGCGUGCGCGGAAAUACCGUUUUCCCAGCGCUCUUAUUUGGCAGGUUUCAUCUAUUGAUGGCCAUGUUGCGUCAGUUGCACCUUACGAUAUCUGUUCUUACGGAGAUGGGUCGAACGGAUAAGAAACGAAACUCUAGUCGGGAUGGGCUGGAUUUUCAGGAUGAUAUAUUUAUUAUUGACCAAUUGCCGGCCUGUGUUCCAAUUCUGAAACUUUUUGGCGAACGAUUCGCUAGCCACGGUAUUCAAAACAAUAAUCAUAAUAGGUAUAAACAGCGGAUUCUUUUUUACUGCCAUUUCCCAGACCAGUUAUUGGCGCGACGCAAUGAAGCGAACUCGGUGUUACGAUUGUUCAAAAAUGCAUAUCGAUAUCCAUUAGAUUGGUUUGAGGGCUGCGCUAUUAGUGCUUCGGAUAAGGUCGUUGCGAAUUCAAAUUUCACUCGCGGCGUGGUCAAACAUGUCUUUGGUGAAACGCAUAGACUGGGUGAUGUUAGCAUUGUGUAUCCAUGUGUUGACACUAAGGAGGGUCCUGUGAGAAUCAGCAAACCAGUCAUUGAGCAGGGUAGUCUUUGGGGCGGGAAGAAAAUUGUGCUAAGCAUUAACCGCUUCGAAAGGAAGAAGGGCACUGAUCUAGCUAUUCGCGCCUAUCAUGGAUUGUCUGUGGAGGCGCGGAAGGGGACACGACUGGUCAUAGCAGGUGGCUACGACAACCGCGUUCUAGAAAAUGUUCAGUAUCACAGAGAACUGGACGACCUGGCGCUCGGCUUUGGGUUACAAACCGCGACUUCCAAGACUGUGAUCUCCGCACUUUCAAUUCCCGAUUCGAUCGAUGUAUUAUUCCUUCUUUCUGUGCCCAGUGCAUUCAGAGAUACUCUUCUUCACAACUCAAAGCUUUUACUUUAUACACCCGUCAACGAACAUUUUGGCAUCGUCCCCGUCGAGGCGAUGCACGCCGGUCUUCCCGUGCUUGCAUCAAACACGGGAGGACCAUUAGAAAGUAUCGUUGAAGGAGAAACUGGCUGGUUGAGGGAUACAAAACACAUAAACGAAUGGACUGCGAUCAUGGAAAAGGUUCUAUUGGAAAUGACGGAGCAAGACUUUGAAAAUAUGGCUAGGAACGGAGUGGAAAGAGUUGAAAGUGAAUUCUCGCUCCACGCGCUGGAGGAUAAGCUUGAAGGUGAGAUUCGGGGUAUGCUCGGCGCGGAGAGAAGGCCCUUUGCUGCCGCUGCUGAGCUGUGGAAGAUGUUUUUUGCGUUUCUUUUUUCGGGAAUUGCUUUGGCAUUCUUCUUGAGAUAUCUUGUUCUGGACAAAUCUACUUUAGCACGACUCAAUUGUUGUAAGAAGAGGCAGCAAGGCAAAAUGCCAGUGGUUAUUGACCUCAUCGAUUCCUCUUCUCCUCCACCAUCGACCCAACCACGACCUCUAGGCGUGCGGCGUUCCCCUGCGACGAGACCACCGAGUUCCCCGAAUUUCCUAUCCGAUAAUUUUGACUCCUCGGUAUUUGUCUAUGACGACCCUGGACAAAAACAGCAGCAGAACGAGCGAUUUGCAAAGACACGGAGAAUCACACCAGAGUUAGACGAUAAAUUUCAACUCCCCAAUGAUUCUUCUCUUUUCACGUUUUCUGAUGAUAUCCAUGUCAACUCCCCCGCACUCCCACCUCUUCCACCACCACUACAGUCCUCAGUGAGCCGAAACAAUGACAGGAGCGCCCAGAAAGAUAUACCCACAGGAAAGACCUGCCAUUGGGAUGGAUAUGAAUCUGAUCCUGUCGUAUUCACGUCCUCUGCACCGGAACGAACAACGGCGACAGAGAGACAAAAAUCGCGGAUAGCAAAGAACAAAACGACUGCUACUAUUACGAUUGAUGAUGAUGGUAUUGAAGAAUUUAGUGAUCCCUUUGUUUGGCGGGAUGAGGGGUCGGAUAAAAUCUUGGACGAUCCGAGGCAGAAGCAGCAGUGGCGGCGGCAGCCCGCUUUGAAACGAGGCUACUCGGAUAGGACAGCAUCUUUGCUGGCGAGCUUGAGUGACAAUAUUGGGAAGGCUGGCAGCACGUCCAGUGAAAAGCCACGUAUUGGCUCACGAGGGUUGAAACGAAGGGAUAAUUUCGACUUGGACUUGGUUUCAGACAUACUCGAAGAGCCGGAAAAAGCAACAAAGCCGAAGAGAAAGCCUAAGCUGAAUUUAAACGAGAAAGAAGCGAGGGCGAAAGAGCGUGCGGCAGCGAAAGCACGGCUUGAACGAGAAAAAGAAGCCGAAAAAGAACGAAAGCGACUACAGAAAGAAGAGAAGGCCAAGGAAAAGCAAUUGGCUGCUGAUAUUGCCGAAGUCAACAAGUUGAAAACGCAUAAAAAGGAAACCGUAGCUGAAAUUAUCGUUGAUAUGUCGACUACUUUUGAAGAGACUGGCGUUGGAAAUCAAGUCGCUGAAUAUAUGAAGCAUUUGGGUGUGGACUAUACUUUCUUUCAAAGCACGAUACCUAACGUUGUCAAAUGGCGCCGCAAGAAAAAUGCAAAUUACAAUGAAGAGGCGGGGUUUUGGGAGCCUUGUCCGGUAUAUGUUGCGUCUGAAAAUUACGUUUUGAGCACGCUUUCGGCUCAAGAGUUUGUCGAUAUGCUUGUUGAUCCGUCAUCAGGAGACGCUACAGAAGACUCAGAGACACUCGAACAUCAUGUAUUGAAACUGAAAAGCGCCUACUCAAACUGCAAACUGAUUUAUCUUAUUAAUGGACUGUCGGCGUGGAUACGCAAAAACCAGAACUCCCGUAAUCGAGCCUUUCAAGCUGAGGUUCUCCGACAGGUGAACGAUGCAGAUAUGCUUGGUGAUGCGCAUCAAAACAAUAAAGACCACGGCAACAAACGACGACGCAAAAAGACUAAGAAGCCUGAGGACUCACCACCAGUGGAUGACGAUAUCAUCGAAGACGCCCUCCUCCAGCUUCAAGUCACUCACAACUGUAUCAUCUACCAUACAACUACCUCCACUGAAACGGCUGAAUGGAUCAAGAACUUCAGUGAACACAUCUCCACGGUUCCCUACCGACACGCUCAAAUGGCUCAACAUGACGGCGCUGCUUUUUGUAUGGAAACCGGACAGGUGAAAACUGGGGAAGACAAACUGGACACUUUUGUUAAGAUGUUGCAAGAAAUCAACCGUGUAACCGCUCCCAUGGCAUAUGGAAUUAUUGCGAAGUAUCCCAGUGUUGUGGAUUUGUUGAAAGGGAUGAAACAUCAUGGCCCGACUUUGUUAGAAGAUGUACGAAAAUCGGCGAAUAAGAAUGGGGCAUUGACGGAUUCGAGAAUUGGUCCGGCGGCUAGUAAACGGCUGUAUAAGGUUUUUAUGGGAUUGGAUGAGGAAUCUGCUGAUAUCUGA
Talaromyces proteolyticus is the source of this 3543-nucleotide messenger RNA. RefSeq lists its product as uncharacterized. The record is from RefSeq and is a predicted model, not a curated record. Bases 1 to 3543 code for a protein of 1180 amino acids. The transcript is spliced from 3 exons. NCBI's taxonomy places the organism in Eukaryota, Fungi, Ascomycota, Eurotiomycetes, Eurotiales, Trichocomaceae. Gene Ontology annotation, molecular function: nuclease activity; alpha-1,3-mannosyltransferase activity; DNA binding.